This is a messenger RNA of Sinocyclocheilus grahami, 6175 nucleotides long. Its product is annotated as mitogen-activated protein kinase kinase kinase kinase 4-like. The transcript is spliced from 31 exons. Gene Ontology annotation, molecular function: ATP binding; protein kinase activity. Gene Ontology annotation, biological process: protein phosphorylation. Lineage: Eukaryota; Metazoa; Chordata; Actinopteri; Cypriniformes; Cyprinidae. Gene Ontology annotation, cellular component: cytosol. The record is from RefSeq and is a predicted model, not a curated record. The coding region runs from base 52 to 4116 and encodes 1354 amino acids.
CCGUUAUGUGUUUAUGCUCCACGAGCCGAGCCUUCGCUAUAGUAGGGUUAGAUGCGCUGUCGAGGAGCUGCAGAUGGGCGACAUACUGUUCCUCAAACUCUGAUAUCGGCAGACGAGCUCAUUAAAAUGGCGAGAGACUUCCCUACAGCAAGUCUGAGUAACAUCGAGCUCGCCUGUUUACGGGAUCCCGCCGGGAUCUUCGAGCUCAUCGAGGUGGUCGGCAAUGGGACAUAUGGACAGGUUUACAAGGGUCGACAUGUGAAAACAGGACAGCUGGCAGCCAUCAAGGUCAUGGACGUGACAGAGGACGAGGAGGAUGAAAUCAAGCUGGAGAUUAACAUGCUGAAGACUCACUCCCAUCACAGGAACAUAGCCACGUACUACGGUGCUUUUGUGAAGAAGAGUCCUGCGGGUCAGGAUGACCAGCUGUGGGUGAGUGAGAGAGAGAGAGAGAGAAACACAACAAGACCAGCCUCCAGCUUCUGCUGUGCUCACUUCUGUUAUGAGCUGUCUGGUCAUCUUAAAGGGACAGUUCACCCGAACCAGUACGCUGACCCUGAGUGUGUGUUUUCUGGACUUGUGCAGAGCUCCAGACUGACACUAAAUGAUCACAUUGGUCUGUUACACCUGCACUCACAUCACGUGAUUCAUCGAGAUAUUAAAGGACAAAACGUGCUGCUGACGGAGAAUGCUGAGAUCAAACUGGUGGAUUUUGGCGUCAGCGCUCAGUUAGACCGAACGAUUGGCAGAAGAAACACGUUCAUCGGGACGCCGUACUGGAUGGCGCCGGAGGUGAUCGCGUGCGAUGAAAACCCUGACUCCACAUAUGACUACAGGAGCGACGUGUGGUCUCUGGGAAUCACCGCUUUAGAGAUGGCCGAGGGAGCGCCACCCUUGUGUGACAUGCAUCCCAUGAGAGCGCUGUUCCUCAUUCCACGAAACCCUCCUCCCAAACUCAAGUCCAAGAAAUGGUCUAAGAAGUUUCAGACGUUUGUAGACAGCUGUCUGGUGAAGAACUACCUCCACCGGCCGUCCACAGAGACGCUCCUGCGCCACUCCUUCAUUAAAGACCUUCCCAAUGAGCGACAGGUGCGCAUCACGCUCAAAGACCACCUGGACAGGACCAGGAAGAGGAGGCGAGAGAAAGAGGGGACGGAAUAUGAAUACAGUGGCAGUGAAGAUGAAGAAGAUGCCAUGAAUGAAGAUGAAGGUGAACCCAGCUCUAUAGUCAAUCUUCCCGGAGAGUCCAUGUUGAGACGGGAGUUCCUGCGUCUGCAGCAGGAGACAAACACACAAACACACCUGCUCCAGCAAACACACAGCCAGGACAACUACAAGAGACAGCUGCUGGCCGACAGAAACAAGAGGAUCCAGCAGCAGCAGGAGGAGCGCCGCCGCCUCGAAGACCAGCAGGAACGGCUUCUACACCAGACCGGACUCCAGUGGCCAGAGCUCCAGGAGAUGAUGUGGCAGGAAGAGACUGACCUUACCGAGAAAACCAGAAGAAACCACAAGAAACAGCCCAGAGACGGUGAACAGCCCAGGACUGAUCCUGAAUCAGCGGCUGCUGAGCAGCAGGACCGGAGAGCCCAGCCCAGAGACCAGCCUCGAGACACACGGCACGACGGGCUGGCAGGUAAACUGGAGUCGCUGGAGGCUCGUCUGGUCAAUCGGAACAGUAUAGCGGUGAGGAUUCCUCAUGUUCAGUCUCGUGUGGGGUCAGGGAGCAGCUCCAGUCCGUGUACUCCAGCGCUGCAGAGAGCAGCCAAACCGCCGAGCAUGAGCGUGAGUCCCAGUCGAGAGCUUCAUCACAGCAGCUCCAUGACAGACCUCUCGUCUGCUCCUCUGUCUCCAGCGCUCGAUGAAGUCUUCUUCUGCCCUGACGAGCAGCCGCCCAAGAUUCCAGAGCGCACGACGUCGAAGUUCAAAGAUGUGGCGAGUCCUCACAGACAGGGGUCCAGCGGCGAUGGUCCGUCUGCUGUGAAGAUGUCCUUCAGCUCCAGCUCCAGCAGCAGCUCACACUCAGGUCUCUGUGUGCUGGACAGUGCAGCUCAUCCCAGCAGAAACGCUCAGACGUCACCGCAGAACCAGGGUUUGGGAAUGAAGUCUGCGUUCAGUCCGUUAAUGAAGCUUGCGGAAUAUUCUUCCUCCAGUGAUGAAGAUGACGAGAGGACCAGGUCUCCGUUGAGCAAUGGCAGGCCGGUGUUAUCCAGAGGAGAGUGUGAUGAAAUCAUUCUCCAGCCUCAUCACAGCGCUACACAGCAGCAGCAGAGUGCAGCAAAGCCAGCACAUAGUGUCCAUCAGAGGCCUUCAGGAUCGCAGUCCAGCGACAGCUGCUUUCUGCCCGACCUGCUGCACAAGAGCCCCUCGCACCAGCAGAGCGUCCUCGAGAAAUUAUUCAGUAACCAGGCAGGAAGAAGCACGUCAUCUUCCUCUUCCUCAUUCUCACCUUUCAUUGACCCGCGUUUGCUCUCUCCAACUCAGAGUCCACUGGGAUACGGCCAGCAGAGGCUUCCCCCAUCCACUUCUCUCAUCCGGACCAGCAUCCGUCUGCGGCUGAAAGCGAUCUGGUCUCAUUCGGUGAGAGCGAGUGUGAACGCCAUGGAUGACAGUGUGUCUCUGGCUGCUUCAGAUGCGGAGGAGCUGUCGGGCUCGUCCUUCGACCCCGCCCCCCUGCCGUCUGUGGAGCCCAGUGCUGCCAGCACGGGCAUGGACGCUGAACUUUUCCAUGUCUUGUCUAAAGCUGUGCAAGAGCUGGGUUUGGAUUGGUCUCCGCCGGAGGAGCCCACCCGCAGCCACCUGGAUGAAUGGUUAUUGCCGGGGUGCCAUCAAGCCCCUCGACAACGAGCUUCACCGUUCUUUCCAGAAGUUCAUGAUGAAAUCACCAGAUCUUGGCACGCCCCUUACUCGGCCUGCCUGCGUGCCUCCUCUUCGUCCACCCUCACAACGGUCGACGGCGCUGAAGAAAAAGGAUCCUUCCUCCUCAGCCACUUAGAGUGCCUGGGACUCAGGGUCAAUUUCGCCAAGAGUGAGCUGUUCCCCAGCCAACAGAUAUCGUUCCUGGAAACAGUUCUCGACCCAGCCCAAAUGAGGACAGUAGUCGCGCCCGAUCAUGCACUGGCUAUUCGGCAGCUCGCGGCCUCAUUCAAAGUUGGAGCCCUUCACCCUCUCAAGGCAUUUCAGAAGAUGUUUGGCCUCAUGGCCUCUGUGUCUCCAGUACUUCAGCUGGGCCUGUUUCGCAUGCGGCCCCUUCAAUACUGGCUGAAACCACGAGUUCCAUCCCACGCCUGGCGUCACGGACGCAUGCGUGUCAAGGUGAACCGGGCCUGCAGACAUCCCCGAGAGCGUAAGAAAAACAAGCUGAGGCUGUACUACCUGUCCUGGCUGAGGAAUAAGGUCUUGCGUAAUGAUCCGGAGGUGGAGAAGAAACAGGGCUGGACGUCAGUGGGGGAACUGGAGGGAUGUGUGAGCUAUAAAGUGGUUCGCUAUGAAAAAAUCAAGUUCCUGGUCAUCGCCUUGAGGAGCGCUGUGGAGGUCUACGCCUGGGCUCCCAAACCGUAUCACAAGUUCAUGGCUUUCAAAUCGUUCAGCUCACUGCCUCAGAAGCCGCUCUCGGUCGACCUGACGGUGGAGAACGGACAGAGGUUAAAGGUCAUCUACGGCUCUCACUUUGGGUUUCAUGCUAUCGAUGUGGACUCGGGGACACCCUUCGAUCUCUACCUGCCCAGUCAUAUCCAAGGUGUGAUUCGGCCGCAUGCCAUCAUCAUCCUCCCCAGCAGCAGUGGGAUGGAGCUGUUGCUGUGUUACGAGGACGAGGGCAUCUAUAUUGACACCUAUGGCCGCAUCACCAGGGAGACGGUGCUGCAGUGGGGGGAGAUGCCCGCCUCUGUGGCUUAUCUUCAGUCGAAUCAAGUGAUGGGAUGGGGAGAGAAAGCCAUCGAGCUGAGAUCCGCCAAGACGGGCAGUCUAGAGGGAGUCUUCAUGCACAAGAAGGCUCAGAAGCUCAAGUUCCUGUGUGAGAGAAACGAUAAAGUGUUUUUCGCGGCGGUGCAGUCGGGUGGAAGCAGUCAGAUCUACUUCAUGACGUUAGGACAGAGCACUCUCUUCAGCUGGUGAUGGUCUCCAUUCACAGGCUGCUGCUGGUGAAAGUACAGACUGCAUAUCACAGACCAACCUUCAAGAUUCAAUCUGUCCACUUUUUGUAUUCACAUGUAAACAUUUGAAUAGAAGUGAUAUAUUAUAUACAUACUGUAUGUAAAAUAGGUGAUAUAUUGCAUUGUGUCUGACAGUGUCAGCAUUUGUCUUGAUCUGUGCUUAAAACAUUUCAAUUUUAACUUUUUAUUACCAUGUCAUGUUGAUAUUUUGUCCCUAAUACCUGAUUAUUUUGUUGUAUGAUAAUAACCAUGGCCGGUACACGGUGAACCCGAUACUAACAGCUAAUAGAGUAACUGUCAAACAUUGUAGCAUCUAUCGAGGGAAAUACUGUAGCCGACAAUUCAGAAUAGAAAUGAUUGAUUACUGAUGACUGAAACCAUCUGAUAACUGCAGACUUCAGCUUAAUUCCACAGGCUUUCCAAGUAAACGCAUUUAAUUAUAACAAAUGGCAGUUUAUCUUUGUUUUUGUUUAUUAUAGCUCUCACUGUACUAAAACACAAACAGAACUAAUAAAAACAUGAUAAAUAAGAGUAGGAUGUCCCGAGCCGAUCUCAAGGAUGGGGAUUGGGGCCGAACAAGCGUUUUUAACUGAUUAGUUUGGAUGGAUACUCAGUGUUCAGUGACUCGGCUUGGAUCAGUGGCACGAAAGACCUGAUCGGGACAUCCCUAAAUAAAAGGUUUUAGUUGCUGGUUAUACACCGGUGUUUAGCAUGCAGAUUAAAUGAUUGAUCUUUGUCUGCAGUCUGAACAUCACUAUUCAUUUGCUUAGUUUUUCUUCUGUACGUUUGAGAACUCACCUUUGAUUGGCAUCAGUCUUUGCGGCCACUAUUUCUCAAUCAGUUGUUGAGCACAUUUCACAGAUGACAGUGUGUUUUCUGCUCUUUGUUUUGGCCGCUGGUUCUGCUUAAUCAGGCUUCACUAUCGAUUCUUUAGGUACAUGUAUGCAUCUGAGCUCUAGUGUAUGUAACACAAAUACAUAAUUCACAUACUUGAAUUCAUGAAUUUGUGUUACAUACAACACAAAAAACGUCUCACACACACCGUAAACUAUCAGAGAGAGACGUUCAGAGACGCUCAGUACACUUCUGUCACUUAACAUGUGUUCGCUGGUAGCCACGUAGUGUUAGCUCAGUGUCACAGGACCGUUCUGAAACAUGGUUGUGUGUGGAAAUCAUAGCAAGUGCGGAGCGUCUGUGGAGGAGUGAUUCGUGACGCAGGUGAUGCUGUCGUUUCUCAGCAAAGAAAGAGAAGGGAGUGGAAGAUGAUCGUAGGAGAGAGAGUUCAAGAAAGUUGAAAUGUAGGAAAUCAGAGUUGUAAAAGCCAGAGGUGUGGCGUUAGGGAUCAGAUGGAUUGAACUGUCCAUUGAAAUGUUAUAUUUGCACUCAAAACACACGUGCUUGUGAAGAUGCAAUACUUGUGAACCACAUGCACUUUACAUCGCACGCAUACAGACUAACUUGCUUAACACUGCUGUUAUAGUUUCACACAUUAUUGAUUUCACUCUUUUAUUAACAAUCCAACUCAAAAUGGCACGCAGAGGGUUUUAUAGGCUUGAGAACAGACGUGUGAGCAUUAGUAUUCUGAUGAUUUGAAGCAGAGCAUCUCACACACACAACAGUAUCAUCACUAACUGUGUUCUGGAGUGCUUCAGUAGUUUUCUCAGUCGUGCCUUAAUGUGCUCUGAAUGCCGUCAGCCUCGUGCUGUGUGUGAGACAUCAUGAAUGUAUUGAAAUGUCUGACAGAGUCGGUUUCUGUACGUUCACUUGCAAUGCUGUACAUUAACAACAGAGAAUUUUAAUUUAAUUCAAAGCGGUUUUCUUCUUCUUUGUAAUAGUGUAAUUUGACUGUAUAUUUCCUGUACUGUACGUGUUCCUAAAUACUGUUCAUUAUCAAGCACUAUAGGAAGCACCAUAUACUCAACAGUUAUGCUUGUCAAACUCCUCUUUUGGGUUUCGGUUGUAACAGCAUAUACAGUGGAAUGUGUGUGUCACAUGAAGGAAUCGAGCCAAAUAAAUGCUUU